This is a messenger RNA of Paramuricea clavata, 7383 nucleotides long. The record is from the annotation of a GenBank genome assembly. Lineage: Eukaryota; Metazoa; Cnidaria; Anthozoa; Malacalcyonacea; Plexauridae.
UUCACCUGACGCCAUAAUUAACCUGACGCCAUAAUUGUUUCAAGAUUUUUCAAGAUGGCGACCGCAACAGACACGAGAGGAAAUGUAGUUAAAAUGGACGUGGAUUUCUCGUCCACUGUCGAUGAACUGAUUCCAAACUGUGAAGCAUUAGUUAAGGUUAGAACUGGUCUAAAGCGUAGUUUAAGUUUGGGCUUCGUACUGUACAUAUUUCUCAAUUUGUACCGUGUUGAAAUUUGUAGUUUUUAAUUAAAUAUUACUUUUGUAAACUAUGUGCCAUGUGACUAUAUAUUAUACCUGAUAAGAUUCUUGACUUAAGAGUUUGGUUUUAUUCGCAAGAGUAUAUCUGAUAUGUUCAAUGGAUCUUCUUGUUCUGUGGUUUUUGAUCUGACAUAUCACUGACUUGGUUACUUUGUUUCUGGUAGUUAAAACUAAAAUUUAAUAAUGCCUACCAUGACACAAAACUAUAAAAACCUCAUCACAAAAAUAACAGUCCAUUAUCACAGAGACAUAAAAAACCCUUUUAUCACCAAAUAUAUUACAAGAAAAAUGUGAAAAGAAUUUGGCUUGACCAGGAAUAGAACUUGGUAGUUCUGGGUUGGCAUGCCGCUGCUUUGCCCACUACACUACAAGGGAUAGCUUGAAAACAAAUCGUAAAAACUUGUGCUUUGUAAUAUUGCUUAUAAUUAUAUGAAUGUGAAGGUAUGUUUACACACAACGAUUAAUCGGGCCGAUUCAGCUUUAAUUAAAUGAUAUUUGAAAAAAAAAUGCUGUCAACAUCAUCUGACGACAUCAUCAACUGACAACAUUAGUCAUUAACAUUCGGCAAAACCUGAAAUUGUUGGUCGGAUUAAUCUUUGUGUGUAAAUGUUCCUUUAAAGGCGAAUGUUAAAAUGUCAGCUUGCUUAUGUGCUUAUGCCAAUUUUAAAAAAAUGUUUUAUAGGAAGGUAAAUUGCAUCAAGCUUUGGAGAAUCUUUUGUCUCUUGAAAAACAAACAAGACUUGUAAGUCCCAGUAUUCUAUAAUCUCUCUUUCUCAAUAUAUCCUUGUUUCACCAUUCUCUGUUUCAUUCUUAAUUUUUCUUUUUCAUUUGUAAAAUCAUCAUAUGUUAGACAGUAAAAUAAGAAAGUAGUGCCCAUCGCAGCUUAAAAUUCAAGCUUGUUCCCAGGGUCUCUCCUUCUGUCAUUCGGGAAAGAUCCUGGGUACGAGGUUGCUUAAAAUUAAGUUGCAUUACGCCCAUUCUCGUACCCAGAGCCCUUCUUACGCGCGUUCGACCACGACGAGGGGCUCUGGCCAAAUCCAUAUCAAACUGGCUUCUGAUUGGCCACAACUAAAUAUAUGGUUUAUUGUAUAAAAUAUGAAUAAAAAUCAAGCGCUCCAUGAAGCUUUGGUUUCGUUUUGGAUAAAAUUGGGAGAAAAGACAUUAUUAAAGUUGAAAGAACAGCAGUACGAAGCAGUUAGGAAGAUUGUUGUUGAUAAUCGCCCACAAAAGCGGUAGAUGUCGCUAAUUUUGUUUAUUUAAAUCAAUUAGUUGAUUGAAAUUAAUAGGUUGAGACGUGAUGUUCUCGUAGCAAAAAGUCAGCAUAUUUAUGGGAGAUGCUCGUCGUAUUUCCAAAUCAGUGAUGUUAAUCAAACAAAUCUGUGUUACAUGUUCAAAGCUGAAGUGCGAUCUGAAGAGAAAAUAUUAAAGCCAGCCAGAAUAUGAAGUUAAUUGUGAUGACUAUUUUCUUCCUAGAAACCGAUUUUUUACAAUUUUCAAAUGAUUUGCAGUAUAGUAUGUCUUAUGUAUGACUGUUGACUUUUAAUAAAACACAAAAAAGUCUAAAAAUCUGUACAACAGCGACUUAAAAUCGAAUAUAAAAUAGUGAGACAAUCUCUCGUCUUCGUAUCCGUAGCCAUUACUGCUUUGGCAACGUUUAAGAGGGAAAUAUAUACUAAAUUUUUAUCAACAUGCAUUGGGAACAUCACGUCUUACCUACUAAUUGAUUUAAAUAAAUAAAAUUAGCGAAACCUACCGCUUUUGUGGGGUUUUCCUGGAGAAAAACUUUCAAAACGAAACAAACAAGAAAGCCGAAGUGUUUAUCCGCGUUUGACGUUGAGCAUGCGCAGUGUUUAACCGGAUACCAUGUUUUUAUGUUUUUAUCCGGUUAUGGAUUUGGCCAGAGCCCCUCGUCGUGCUCAGUCGAACGCGCGUAAGAAGGGCUCUGGGUACGAGAAUGCAUUACGCCCUAAUGCACCCUACUUUAUUAUUUUACUCUUUUGUGUAUUGCAUCAUUGUAUUAUGUAACUCAUUUGACUUUUCUUGUCAACAAAGGGAGCAGACCUCGCCUCAACCAGUCGACUGCUGGUGACAGUCAUCAAGAUGUGUUUUGAACAAAAAGAGUGGGAACUGUUGAAUGAGCACAUCCUUAUUUUGACGAAGAGAAGAAACCAGCUGAAACAGGCUGUUACUAAGAUGAUCCAAGAAGCUUUUACAUAUGUCGAUCAGACGCCAGAUAGAGAAACAAAACUAAAAUUUAUUGAAACACUACGAACUGUAACUGCCGGAAAGGUAGAGGGGUUUUUCAGCUUUUUUGCUGGUUUUAUUUUUGCACAGAAGAUUAAAUUUACCUAUACAGCUUGGGUUGCAGCUUCAGAGGCUGUUCACCCCUGCCAGAUUAUAACCUUUACAUAGUACCUUGUUUGAGAAUAAUAGACCAGACUGCAUCGAUUAGUAAAAGAUGGUUAACAAUUGUGUCUUCACAAUCUUUUUCACAGUUUUUUGUUUUGAACUUUUUUUUUAUGUUGCUGAGUUUCUGACGGGGGAAAAAUUGUUUUCAUGUCACAAAUUAACUUGAACAACUUCAUUUUAACUGCCUUGAAAACACGUGUUUUGGGGGGACAGUUAAUAUAGUUGUGAAAAACCGUUAGUGCAUGGGUAGAUAGUAGUACACUCUCUGAUUUUACUUCUGCAUCACUCACUGUUUAGAUAUAUGUUGAGUUAGAGAGAGCACGACUGACAAAAAUCUUGGCUACCUUGAAAGAAGAGGAUGGGGAUAUUUCAGGUUCGUCAGGACCUCAUUCCAGCACAUUGCAAUGAGAGUAAAAUUCCUAGUUUCCAUUUAGUCAUACAUGUAACUGUCAUUGCAUUGUGUCUCAAUGUACCACAUACCACCAAUUUUAUAUACAUUAUGGUUAAGUAAAAUCAUGUAUUUUUUUUUAAGUAAAAUCAUAUAUUUUUUUAUAAUUAAGUAAAAUCAUGUAUUUUUUUUCUAUUUCAUGAAAAACAGAGGCAGCAGAGGUCUUACAAGAGCUUCAGGUACUUAGGAAGACUAACAAUUUAGCUUUAUUACAUUACAGUGCAAAGCUUCUGACCAAACAACACUAAAAAAUUUAUGUGGUAUUUUGUUAGGUUGAAACUUAUGGUUCGAUGGAGAAGAACGAGAAAGUGGACUUUAUUUUAGAGCAAAUAAGAUUGUGUUUGGCGAAAAAGGAUUACAUUCGAGCACAGAUCAUUAGCAAAAAAAUUAGCAUCAAGUUUUUUGAAAAUAACAAUGAACCAGUAAGAACAUGGUUUAAUAAAAAAUUGGCUUCAGAUGGUAUGGGAUAACUCUGUCAGAUCUAAACGAAAACUCACUUGCAUAUUUUUUCUAGGAUCUUAAAUUGCGAUACUAUAAGCUGAUGAUAGAGCUAGCUCAACAUGAUUCAGAUUAUCUCAAUAUCUGCAAGUAUUAUCAUGCUGUAUAUAACACCCCUGCAGUUCAAGAAGACCCAAACAAGUGGCAAGAGGUGGGAAAUAACUCUUGAGAGCCUGCUUGCAGGCUACUCUCAUUUCCAUUAUAUGUGUGCAUGUAUAUUUGGAUUACUUACUAAUGCAUCAGUCGGUUGGUCAGAUGGGUGGUCAGCCAUUCAGUCAACUAGUUGCUUGGUUGGUUGGUCAGUUUCCUGGUCACUUGGUCGGUUGGUCAGACAAGCAGUCACUUGGUCGGUUGGUCAGUCAUUAAGUCAGUUGCCGAUCCGUUGGUUGGUCGGUCAAUUGGUUAUUCAGCCAGCCAGGUGGUCAAUUGGUUGGUCAUUCAGUCAUCAAGUCCAUCAGUUGUUUAGUCAUUUAGCCAGAAGGUUGGUUGGUAGGUCAGACGGUUAGUUGGUCAGUCAAUUAUUCAGCCAAACAGUUGGUCGGUCGGUCAGGUGGUCAGUCCCGUCUGCAAUAUUUUACCCCUUGUAUUUGUAACGACCCUUUCUAACAUGAUCUCCAAAGUUUAAGUUUGAAAAUUUCUUAGGCUUUAAAGAAUGUCGUUCUUUAUCUUAUCCUGGCGCCAUAUGAUAACGAGCAAUCGGACUUAACGCAUCGCAUUAACGAAGAGAAACAGUUGGAACAUAUCCCAAUAUAUAAGUAAGUCAUAAUUAACUUUACAUGGAUGACAGCACAUAACUUACAUGAGGAUAAGCAAACAAAUCCUGCAAGCCGUGCAAGGGUAAUAAGGUAUGCCAAGGUAUUGUGUUUAAUGGACCUAUUCCCUAAUGAACAAAAUUUUGAUCUAUAGACAAACAUUUCACCACAGCUUGAAAGAGCAUCACAAAAUUAGUAAUAUUCCGAAGUUUCGUUGCGAAAUGUUGUAAAAUGCGGAUAAUAUAGCACUGCGAAGUUUGCCGUUUUUCAGUCAUUUUAUAUCACGCACGGGAAAUUGAUACCGCUUUCUGAAAAAAGGUAUCAAUUUCCCGUGCGUGAUACAAAAUGACUGAAAAACGGCAAACUUCGCAGGGCUAUAUUAUCCGCAUUUUACAACACUUUGGAACGAAACUUCGGAAUAUUACUAAUUUUGUGAUGCUCUUUCAAGACUUGUCUAGAUCAAAAUUUUGUUCAUUAGGGAAUAGGUCCAUUGGGCCCUGCCAAUCACCAUAGUUUAGAUAAACUUUUGUUUUUCGUAUGUGUUGUCUAGAGCAUUAUUAAAAUGUUACAUAACGGCAGAACUGAUGAACUGGGCUGAAGUAACUCAGCAGUAUGAGAAGGAAUUACGAGAUGGAUCUCCCGAAAAUCUUGCUACUGAGGUGUUUGUAAAUAAUGAAGAGGGUAAUAAACGAUGGGAUGAUUUUAGGAAAAGAAUUGUUGAACAUGUGAGUAAAUGGAAAUUGUAAGAUGAGAUAUCUCAAACAUGAAGAUCCAGGGGGGAACUACCUCAAAAUAUGCCUAACGUUCUUGAACUAUUGCGACUGUUAUUUUGGCUUGUUUUGUAGAACAUUCGUAUAAUUGCAAAGUACUACACAAAUAUCACUAUGAAGCGGAUGUCAGAACUGUUAAGUUUAUCUGAAGCAGUAAGUUUGAGACGCACUUCUAUUUGACAAGCCAUCUGUAUUUCAUUUAUACGUAUCUGACCAGUUUUCCUCCAUCUCUUCUUUUUACGUGUUCCUUACCAUCUCAGCCUUGCUCUCUUCAUCCUUUCUGCGAUGUCUAGAACCUCACAUCUUCUGAUCUCUUCACUACAUAAUAUCUGUGCCUGACUCUCCUUUAUCUCUUAUUUUUUGUCUACACCAUCUCAGCCUUGCUGUCUUCACCUUCUCUGCAAUGUCUACCGCCUCACAUCUUCUUCUGAUCUCUUCAAUCCUCAUGUUUAUUCCAAAGAUCCAUUCCCAAAUAUUUCUAAUCCAAUUAUUCCAUUUUCCUUCCAGGAUACUGAAGAGUUCCUGUCUAAUUUGGUCGCUUCUAAAGUCGUCUUCGCUAAAAUAGAUCGUCCAGGUGGCACCAUAAAUUUCCAACCACACAAAGAGCCAAACGAAAUUUUGAAUGAAUGGUCGCAUAAUAUUAAUUCUCUUAUGCAACUUUUGAAUAAGACCAAUCAUCUUAUUACUAAAGAAGAAAUGGUCCAUGGACUCACUUCGUGAUUGUGUGAGACAUGUACCUCUACAUUAUGCUGAAAAAGUACUUUGCUACAGAAAUUGACAUAUUUUGGGUCAGAUGUGUGAGGUGUCAACUUUAUAGACCUUUCAUAUGAAAUUUCAUAGAACAUUAAUUUAACUGUUUAGUUCUUGUAAAACAAACAGGUUUUUCUGAAUAAAUAAACGUGGUGUGGCCACAAAACAAAUCAUUUUUAAACCUGUUCACAUUUCGUCUUGUCUUCGCUUUAUUUACGCACAUGUAUGCAUACGAACGUGUUAAACAAUGGUCAAAGAAACUUUUCCCAUUCAAGACAAAAUAUGCAUUCAGGGAUGGAUUUACUGGGGGGGGGGGAGAAUUGUGACAAGAGGGGUGCCAAUCACCUUUUUACCACCAGCUAGGCCCUGGGGGCAGUGUUUCUCCGGUUCCCCAGAACACUCCUGCCCUCCCUCUAGUGAUUAUGCAUUGCCAACGGUCUCACCCCAAACAAUGACCAAGGUUCGAUGAACCCCCUCCCUCCCCCUGCAUCCCUGUAUAUAUUCCAUUUUAAACUUGUUCUCCUAAACGGUUGUUUUUAUGAUUGCAAAGUACUACCAGUAAGUACAUAAAUAAACAUUGACCUCAAGGACACUAUAUUUAAUGGCUUUUGAACAUAGUUAACAGAAAAUAAACAUGGUUUGGAAACAGGGAAACUUUAAAUUAAGUUAAUAAAGUUAAUCAAAGUUUCCCGUGCAGGAUAGUGUCAUCCAUUGCCUGCACUUGGGAUGUUGCUCGACUUUCAGAAAACGUAAUAAAACCAUUUGGUAUUCCUUUAUUACUGUAAAAUUGAGAAUCUUUCCCAUACUACAGAGGCAUAAAUAAAUGAAAGAGAAUGAAAAAAAUUAAAAAUAUCAGAAAAAUGAAAUGAUUUUCUGUUAAUACUUUUUAACAAUGCAUCGUCGUUGUGUCCGACUUUGCGCUGUAUAGAAGUUGCAGCAAGAAUUCCUCGGGUGACAUGACCUUUACAGUACAAAUGUGUACAGAUUUUCAUAAACGUGGACAAAAACAAUAGCAACGAUUUUGUCGACCUAUACGAAAUCAUGUUUAUUCUCCACUAACUACCAACCGAAGUGUACAGUAAAAUCCCGCAUAUAUAAAGAACAUAGCAGAUUAAGAACCUACAGCCUGAAUGUUGCCAUUCGGACACCCAUUUUUAUCAGAACUAACUCGGCCUAAAAUUGGGAAAAGCUUCUGAUAAUAGUAAUAAUAGUUAUGUGAGUGUAUUUGUAGCUGAUUUUUAUACAUUGCAGACUAGACAUUAGAGUCGUGAAAUACAACUUAAUUUUCUGAUCAAAUAUAUAUAAGACCCUCUUCAUCCUGACCUCGAUAUAUGCGGGAUUUUACUGCAACUUACGCAAAAUUAAAUUACAUUCGUUCCGUCGUUCGUGUCUUUUUAAUCAUAUUCAGAACCGAUCGUGAUGCUUAUUUCUCCUGGUUCCACUGUCGUCGCAUGGUACCAAUUGUUUGUGUCAAUCACAACUGAAAUAAAAUGAAAUU